Messenger RNA from Cervus elaphus (red deer), 2321 nucleotides. Its product is annotated as spore wall protein 2-like. The transcript has 10 exons. The record is from RefSeq and is a predicted model, not a curated record. The coding region runs from base 642 to 2018 and encodes 458 amino acids. Lineage: Eukaryota; Metazoa; Chordata; Mammalia; Artiodactyla; Cervidae.
GAGAAGGAAAUGGCAACACACUCCAGUGUUCUUUCCUGGAGGAUCUAGGGACUGGGGAGCCUGGUGGGCUGCCGUCUAUAGGGUCACACAGAGUCGGACACGACUGAAGUGACUUAGCCGUAGCAGCAGUACAUAAAGGCAGAACUAUACUACCUAUCGGAUUUGCUGAACCAGUUGGAAAAACCUCACCACCUCUUAAAAAAGAUGUGAGAGCCAGAGCUGAACCACCUAGUGCAAAAGCUACACCACCACCUAAGAAGAUUCCAGAAUUCCAUGCUGGAUCCAGAGAAGAAUCAGGAAGCAUUGACAUCAGGAGGAAAGGAGACUGGAGAAGAGCAGCUUCAGCACCCUCAAGUAAUUUGAGAGAAUGCUCAAAAACAGAGGCAAAAAGUGGCACCGGAGAAACAAGAAAAACUAUCCCAAAACAGGAUAUUUAUUUGAGAAUUCAAGUGGUCCCACCACAAAUUAGCCAAAGUGGUCCUAAAUACCAGCAUAAAAGAGAUUUAAGUGGCCCUGAAGAGAACUAUGAAAAGGGACAAAAACCGAAGCCUGAAGUGAAAGUUGAAAAGCUUCCUGAGAAAACUCUGAGUAAAGAAGGGAAGCGAGUAAAAGAUGAAAAAAGAAAAGGUAUCAGGGAGGUUAUGGACAAGGAAAAUAAAAUAGAAAAGGGCCAAUCAAAGAAAGGACAAAGUAUAAAAGAUGAAGGUGAAACUGGGGAACGAAGGGUGAAUGUGAAAAAGAAGGGAGACGAGGACACAGAUAAUAAAGACAAGAAGGGAGAUGAAGACAGGGAGGACCACGACAAGAAAGAAGAUGAAGAUAGCAACAAGAACAAAGACAAGAUGGAAGAUGAGGAUAAGACAAAGAACAAGGACAUGAAGGGAGAUGAAGAUAAGAUAAAAAUCAAGGAUAUAAAGGAAGAUGAGGACAAGACAGAGGACAAGGACAUGAAGGGAGAUGAGGACAAGACAGAGGACAGGGACACGAAGGGAGAUGAGGACAAGACAGAGAACAGGGAGAUGAAAGGAGAUGAGGACAAGACAGAGGACAAGGACAGGAAGGGAGAUGAGGACAAGACAGAGGACAGGGACACGAAGGGAUAUGAGGACAAGACAGAGAACAGGGACAUGAAAGGAGAUGAGGACAAGACAGAGGACAAGGACAGGAAGGGAGAUGAGGACAAGACAGAGGACAGGGACACAAAGGGAGAUGAGGACAAGACAGAGAACAGGGACACGAAGGGAGAUGAGGACAAGACAGAGAACAGGGACAUGAAAGGAGAUGAGGACAAGACAGAGGACAAGGACAGGAAGGGAGAUGAGGACAAGACAGAGGACAAGGACAGGAAGGGAUAUGAGGACAAGACAGAGAACAGGGACACGAAGGGAGAUGAGGACAAGACAGAGAACAGGGACAUGAAAGGAGAUGAGAAAAAGACAAAGGACAAGGACAGGAAGGGAGAUGAGGAAAAGACAGUGGACAAGGACAUGAAGGGAGAUGAGGACAAGAUAGAAGUCAAGGAUGUAAAGAGAGAUGAGGAAAAGAUAGAGGACAAGGACAUGCAAGGAGAUAAGGACAAAACAGAUGACAGGGACAUGAAGGGAGAUGAGGACAAGGCAGAGAACAAGGACAUGAAGGGAGGUGAGGAAAAGACAGAGGAUAGGAACAUGAAAGGAGAUGAGGACAAGACAGAGGACCAGGACAUGAAGGGAGAUGAAGACAAGAUAAAAGUCAAGGAUAUAAAGGGAGAUGAGGACAAGGACAUGAAGGGAGCUGAGAACAAGGCAGAAGACAAGGACAUGAAGGGAGAUGAGAAUAAGACAGAGGACAAAGACACAAAGGGAUUUAAGGACAAGAUAAAAGACAAGGACAUAAAGAGAGAUGAGGACAAAAAGAGCAAGAAUAUCAAAGGAGAUUCUAUGAAAAAAAGAGAUAAAAUAAAAAUGAGCAAAGAGGACAAGGAUAUAAACCAAAGAAAAAGUUCCAGGCAGAAAAAGGACAGUAAAAAGUCACACUGACGAAAAACAGCACCAGAUUUUAUAAACUAACAAACAGAAUUGAGUAAUUUCACUCCAACACUAUCAACUUCAAAACUAGCUUCCAGUCUUUUACAGUAUCAAUUAAAAUGAUAGAUUCCUCACAUUUCUUUAGCCACAAAAUUUCUGCUUCUUUGCUUGCAACCUGACAAAAAAUCCUUCAUAAAUUUCAUCUUCUUAGAUCUCUCAAUUUCAAACUUCAGCUUCCAAAUGUAAAUUUUUCAAAAUGUAAGUCCAUUAUGUAUAAUUGUCAACAAAACACAAUUUUUCUGAAAUAAAACCCUG